Messenger RNA from Rubroshorea leprosula, 1241 nucleotides. Lineage: Eukaryota; Viridiplantae; Streptophyta; Magnoliopsida; Malvales; Dipterocarpaceae. The record is from the annotation of a GenBank genome assembly.
ACGGAAGCAGCUAUAAUCAGUGUUGUUGAUUCCGUUUUGUAUCGGUUAGUAUAGCCGGUAGAUUUAAUUUCGUUUCGGUUAAGUUUCACCCAUUUCAGUCAAAUUUUGAUGUACUGAUCGGUAUUUGGACGUAUCAACUAACUGUGUUCACGACCACUUAAAUUUUUUUUUUUUUUUGAGAAAAAAGAUCCCCCUUUUCUAGUGGCCGCCGAACCCCUCUGAUGAAAGUGAUGAAGGUGCCAAACCCCUUUUCGGUAUUUCGACCACCGGUGAUGAAGGUGGAAGCUGUGAUGAUAAUGAGACGCAAGAAGAUUGUCAAGAUCGGAGUCCCCACCGGGGCUUGCGGUUAGAUUUGCUUCCUCUUCUCUGGUUUCUUUUUUUUUUUUUUUUUUGGCUGCUUGGUGGUUAGUGAGGGUGAUGGCGAUGAGAGUGAUGAUCAGCAAGAGGAUGGUGAAGAUCGGAGGUGAAAGAACGGAGGUGAAAGAACGGAGGUGAUGGUGGCGGUCGCGGAUCUGCAGAAGGGAGAAAAAUCGAGAGGCUUGUCUCCUCCUUUUUUCUGUCUUCUAUUUUUUUUUUUUUCUUUUGUUUGCCGCCCCGUUCGUGGUUCUGCCGUCUCCUUCCCCCCUUUAAAAGAGAGGAAACUAGGGUUUUCUUUUUUUUUUUUUUGGUAGAACUACUAGGGUUUUCUAUUAUUGCUAAAUUUGCGUUUUAAUGGGCUGGUUUAUGAAAUUGGGUUGAGACUUGGACUAAAUUGUCGGUGGGCUCAAUAUUGGGGUUUGGGACUUUGAGCUGAAUUUGAGGUUUUAUCUUGGUAGAUUUCAUCCUCAAUUUUUUAAUUUGUUCGAUUGAGUCCUUUUCCUUUUUUUUUUUGUCUUGAACUUCUUUUGCAAAAUUUUUUUAUAGCGAUCAAUUUAAAAUAAAAAGUUUUGGUGUCUUAUACUAUCAUUUUAGUAACAAAAUCGAUAAAAAUUAUGGUAUCUGAUUCACAUGUUAUUUCUUUUUUUUUUUUUUUUUUUUGAACGGAUUUUACAAGUGCUGAGUUCGAACCCAGCCCUGGGAGAGGGGGAAUGCAGCAUGGUGGCUAUUGCCACUUGGCCCGAAGUGCUCGGUGCGAUUCACAUGUUAUUUCAGCAAUAUUUCAGUAACAAAACCGAUACUAGGCUAUAACACCAUCAAUCUGACCUAAACUAAAAAUAAAGUACCUCUCAAAACCGCGUGCUUCAGUGGCUUCUCGUUCCCAU